AUGACCGAUCGGCGGAGAAUCAACGGGCCGCCCGGUGCAACAUUACCGCCGGUCUACGACACCCCCAGCCCAACCUCAACUCCCCGGGCAAGGCCGGCAAACGGCAUCCGGGGCUUGUUUCUCAAGACUGGGGUGACCCCAACAGCUUCAGGAUCGGCCUACAUGGAAGUCGAGCCGCCUCACGGCCAUGUGGACUCAAAAUCCAAGGCCAAUGGCAUGAAGCUCAUCUGCACAGUUCAUGGGCCUCGCUCGCUUCCCCGAUCUGCACCGUUCUCACCCUACCUAGUGCUCUCAACUCAUGUCAAGUACGCUCCUUUCGCGACGCGUCAGCGCCGCAACUACCUACGCGACUCGAGUGAAAGAGACAUUGGCGUUCAUCUUGAUACGGCUCUUCGUGGAGUCAUCAUCGCCGACCGAUGGCCCAAGAGCGGCGUUGAUGUUAUUGUUACUAUUGUUGAAGGCGACCAGGAGCGAGAGGCUUCCCAUUUUCAGGGCAACGAGGAAUGGGACAUGAUGAACGUUCUCAGUGGGUGCAUUACUGUUGCUGCAGCAGCUCUUGCGGACGCUGGCAUCGAUUGUGUGGACAUGGUCACCGGCGGCGUUGCAGCUCUUGUUGCGUCGGACCAGGGCGACAUGGCCAAGCCAUCCAUUGUGUUGGAUCCAGUCUCCUUGGAACACGAAGAUAUUCUGGCCGCUUGUUGCGUCGCCUAUCUACCAAGUCGUGCCGAGAUUACCAAUCUCUGGGUGAAGGGCCAGCUUUCGCCGUCGGACCCUUUACUGCACACGAAACUCGUGGGCCGUGCUAUUCAAGCAUCUAAGGGCAACUAUCGUGCGGUUCUGGAAAGACUCCAAAACAACCAACCCCCAAACAGCUAG
Molecule: messenger RNA, 876 nt
Organism: Colletotrichum spaethianum
Lineage: Eukaryota; Fungi; Ascomycota; Sordariomycetes; Glomerellales; Glomerellaceae
Product: exosome complex component MTR3
Exons: 2
Coding region: 1-876 (291 amino acids)
Biological process (GO): U4 snRNA 3'-end processing; poly(A)-dependent snoRNA 3'-end processing; rRNA catabolic process
Cellular component (GO): nuclear exosome (RNase complex); cytoplasmic exosome (RNase complex); nucleolus
Source: RefSeq, a predicted model, not a curated record